Homalodisca vitripennis (glassy-winged sharpshooter) is the source of this 1503-nucleotide messenger RNA. Its product is annotated as cell growth-regulating nucleolar protein. The transcript has 5 exons. Gene Ontology annotation, biological process: negative regulation of transcription by RNA polymerase II; rRNA processing. Gene Ontology annotation, molecular function: DNA binding. Gene Ontology annotation, cellular component: nucleolus. The coding region runs from base 158 to 1405 and encodes 415 amino acids. NCBI's taxonomy places the organism in Eukaryota, Metazoa, Arthropoda, Insecta, Hemiptera, Cicadellidae. The record is from RefSeq and is a predicted model, not a curated record.
GGUCAGCUGGUUUUUAUAUGAUCACUGAAGUUGUGUUUGUGUUACUGCUUCGUGGGCUGCUGUUACUAUAGUGAAGUAGAAACGUGGGUUACAAUAACAGUUUGUUAAAUUUAUUAUCCUUGUCUCGUUCUCGUUAUUGGAUAAAAGGACAAGCCAAAUGGUGGUAUUUACCUGUCAGAACUGUGGGGAAUCGAUCCAAAAGCCGAAAGUCGAAAAGCACUACAACUCAAGAUGUCGAAACAGAGAUGUUAACCUUACAUGUGUUGAUUGUUUAAAAGAUUUUUUUGGUCAAGAUUACACGUCCCACACGAAAUGUGUGACUGAGAUGGAGCGCUAUUCUGCUCAUGGCACUAUCAUCAAAGAGAAUAAAGGACAAAAGAAACAGGACAAAUUUGUUGAAAUGAUCCCUAAUCUGCUCAACUCGAAGAACCUAACCAUUCCCCAAAGGAAACUAUUAGAACUCUGUUCCAAAUUUGACAAUGUUCCAAGGAAGCGGCCAAGGUUCAAAAAUUUUCUUAUGAAUGCUGCCAGACAUAUAAAAUAUAGUUCUGACGAUGUAGACUCUGUUUUUGAUAUCCUUGAAAAUGCUCUGAAAGAACUCAACCAAUCUGAUACUAACAAGGAAGAGGCUGCUGACAAAACACCAAAAACUGACAAGGACAAGAGCAGUGUGAAAGAAGCUACUGAGACUCACGAGGACAUGUUGCCUGUUGAUAGCACUCAUGAUGAAUCAGAAACAAAGAAAAAAAAGAAAAAGGACAAAAACAGACAUUCUUCAGUAGAAGGAAGCAUGGCAAUAGGAAACAAAGAUUGUGAUGAACCUGGAGAAGAAACCAAGGAGAAUGUAAACGAAUUAUCCAAGAAAAAGCUGAAAAAACAAAAGAAAUAUGAAAAAUAUCUUGCCGAACUGGAAAAUGGAACAAAACAAGAAAAGGGUGAAGAUGAAAUAAGUGAUGAAAAAAUGGAACUCGAUCAAAGUUUUAAUGAAAAUCAUAAAAAAAGUAAAAAGAAAUCAAAAAAAUAUCAAACUGAACAAUUAAAUCAGCAAGAAAAUGGGUUUGAAUCUGAAAACACUGAAGGUAAAAAGAGUAAAAAACGAAGACGUGAUGAAUCCAUUUGCGAUGUGACUGAGAAAAAACUAAAAGGGGAUACAAUAGAAGAUGAAGAGCCUACUUCUCAAAGCACAUUCGACUGGGCUGAUGUAAUUACUCGAGUGCUGGAGUCUCGUCCAGACAAGGAACUGUCAUUAAAAAGACUAGGAAAAAAAGUCAUUGAUGAAUACCAGACAGUUAAAUCAGACCAUCGAAGUUACGAAGAACUAUUGGCAAAGUUCAAUAAGAAAGUGAAAAAAGUGAAGGGUGUAAAAGUACUUAAAGACAAGGCGAAACUUGCAGAAGAAUGUUAAAGAUGUAUCAUGUAGAUGAAUUGUUUCCAAGAACUGUUCCAUUUUUAUAAAGCUUUUAGCAAUACUGAGUGAAAAUAAAAUUGACUUUAUAAAAGAGA